This is a messenger RNA of Hibiscus syriacus, 300 nucleotides long. Its product is annotated as MLP-like protein 28. The coding region runs from base 1 to 300 and encodes 99 amino acids. Gene Ontology annotation, biological process: defense response. Lineage: Eukaryota; Viridiplantae; Streptophyta; Magnoliopsida; Malvales; Malvaceae. The record is from RefSeq and is a predicted model, not a curated record. The transcript has 2 exons.
AUGGGUGAACUUCAGAGAAUGGAAUGCCAAUUCGAGAUCAAAUCCUCAGCUGAAAAGUUCUUUGAUGUGUACAAGAACAAACCCUAUCUCAUGGCAAAACUCUCCAAUCAAACAGUUAAUGAUGUAAAACUUCUUCAAGGCAACUGGAAUUCUCAAGGUUCUUUCAGGCUAUGGCAUAUUGCUGUCGCAGGAAGCUUGGUGAAAUGGACUAUGGAAUUCGAGAAGCAAAACGAAAACAUCCCUGAUCCUGUCAAGUACGGAGAGUUUUUGACCGCCUGGGCUAAGCUUCUCGAUGCCUAA